This is a messenger RNA of Trichoderma citrinoviride, 1885 nucleotides long. Its product is annotated as MFS general substrate transporter. The transcript has 8 exons. The coding region runs from base 341 to 1885 and encodes 514 amino acids. NCBI's taxonomy places the organism in Eukaryota, Fungi, Ascomycota, Sordariomycetes, Hypocreales, Hypocreaceae. Gene Ontology annotation, molecular function: transmembrane transporter activity. Gene Ontology annotation, biological process: transmembrane transport. The record is from RefSeq and is a predicted model, not a curated record.
UGCUCCACGAUUUUGGUUGUCGUCUAUCGGCUCCGCAUGAACCAUAGCUUGAUAGAUUACUCCAUCUAGCGAUGUCUAGACGAGCUUGACGGACAAGUCAAGAAGGACCAGAAUGACGGAAAGGCGAACGCCAUUCUUUAUAGCUCAGUUCACUAACCCCUGGUCCAACACACACCGCCGGAAGGAUCAAUCUGUUGAUAGGAUAAACGGAAGAUGACCGGUCAGUUUGCGGAAUCCGGGCAGCGACAGCCAACUGCAUAUGUCAACUCCGCGUUGAGAAAUGUUUCCCUCAGUUUUGCUCGGCUAGACCAUCAGCACUACGGAGCCCAGCUUCACAACCAUGGGCAAAGAAGAGGAUGUGAUUGAGGUUGGCAGAGAUGUUGAGAGAGACUUUCCGCAAGAUGAGAAGCCCGACUUCUCUGGCGGGGAAGAGGUGGUUGGGAUGCAGGACCUUGAUCCUGCUCUGGAUAGGAAGAUGCACUUGGUCAACAACGCAUUGGACCAAAUUGGUUGGACCAACUAUCACCUCAAGCUCUUCUUCCUCAACGGCUUCGGAUAUGGAGUAGACGCGCUCCAGCUGUCUCUUCAGGGCAUCAUCGCCGUUCAAGCCGUCCUCGAGUUCCAGCCUUCGUAUGACAAAGGCCUGACCAUCGCUCUAUACAUGGGAAUGCUUCUGGGUGCCCUAUUCUGGGGCUUCUUCGCCGACAUCAUCGGCCGCAAGAUAGCUUUCAACAUCUCGCUCUUCAUCUGCUCCGUGUUUACCAUCGCGACCGGUGGGGCUCCCAACUGGGCUGGGCUCGGUGUCUUGAUUGCCGUUGCCGCCUUCGGCGCUGGUGGCAACUUGAUCCUUGACACGGCUGUCUUUCUCGAGUAUCUUCCUUCGAACAAGCAAUGGCUUCUCAGCUUGUUGCCUGCUUGGUUUGGCAUUGGAUGUACCAUUGCCGGCCUAGUCGCUUGGGGGUUCAUGCCAAACUUCUCCUGCGCUGAUGCCAGCGACUGCACCAGAGCCAACAACAGCGGCUGGCGAUAUCUCAUGUACACCAUGGGAGCUUUCAUCGCCGUGCUGGCCGUCGCCCGAGUCACCGUCAUCCGUCUUCAGGAAACUCCCAAGUUCCUCAUAGGCCAAGGUCGCGACGAGGAAGUUGUAAACAACCUUCAGGGAAUUGCCAAGAGAUACAACCGCCCCUGCAACCUCACUCUUGCCCAGCUGGAAGCCUGCGGUACAGUCAACUCAGCUCAUUCAAAGAACCGCUUCUCCGUCGGCGAGUUCCUGGUCCACCUCCGCAGCUUGUUUCUUACAAAGAAGAUGGGCUUCACGACCAUCCUGCUGUGGCUGUCCUGGGCGAGCAUCGGUCUCGCGUAUCCCCUGUUCAACGUCUUUCUGCCCUACUACCUGGCCAGUCGAGGUGUCCAGUUUGGAGUCACAAGCACCUAUGAGACGUGGAGGAAUUAUGCCCUCGUGCAGGUCUGCGGAAUAUUCGGACCUGUACUUGGUGCGGUCAUGUGUAACUGGAGGCCCCUGGGACGAAAGUAUACCAUGGUCAUUGGCGCCUUGGUUACUAUGGCCUUCUUCUUUGCGUACUCGCAAGUCAAGUCGCAGGUGGAAAACAUCGCCUACAGCUGUGUCAUCUCCUUUACGCUCGAGAUCUACUACGGUGUCCUCUACGGAUACACUGCCGAGUCGCUGCUCUCUGCCCAUCGUGGCACGGCCAACGGUAUCGCUGUCGCUUUCUGUCGACUCGCAGGAGCUUUCUCAGCUGUAGUGGCUACAUAUGCCGAUCCGUCUACCACGGGUCCCGUCUUUGUGUGUGCGGCGCUUUACGGGGGACUUGCGCUAUUUGCCGUCUUGUUCCCCUUUGAACCGUAUGGCAAGCGAGCUGCCUAA